Molecule: messenger RNA, 2154 nt
Organism: Glarea lozoyensis ATCC 20868
Lineage: Eukaryota; Fungi; Ascomycota; Leotiomycetes; Helotiales; Helotiaceae
Product: ArfGap/RecO-like zinc finger
Exons: 3
Coding region: 1-2154 (717 amino acids)
Biological process (GO): endoplasmic reticulum to Golgi vesicle-mediated transport; intra-Golgi vesicle-mediated transport; endocytosis
Cellular component (GO): Golgi apparatus
Molecular function (GO): protein binding; GTPase activator activity
Source: RefSeq, a predicted model, not a curated record
AUGUCGGCGGCGACGAGUAAGAGACAACAGGCGCGCAAUGAGCGCGCUUUGCAGGAUUUGAUAAAGGGUGUCCCGGGCAAUGAUGUCUGCGCCGAUUGCCAGGCCAGGAAUCCAGGUGAGCGAAGUGUAAAUAAUGGCUGGGUUACAGUUGUGCUAAUGGGUUCAACAGGAUGGGCUAGUUGGAGUUUAGGUAUAUUUCUUUGCAUGCGGUGCGCCGCUUUGCAUCGAAAGCUGGGGACGCACAUCACCAAAGUCAAGUCUCUGAGCAUGGACUCUUGGUCCACGGAGCAAGUCGAGGUCAUGAGACGGAUUGGCAAUGUCGCAUCGAACCGAUUAUACAACCCUUCGAACACGAGACCGCCCAUUCCUUUUGAUGCCGACGAAGCCGAUUCUGCGAUGGAAAGAUUUAUCAGACAGAAAUAUCAGGAUAAAACCUCCAAGCCGACGACUCGACAGAAUACGGGAAGCACCGGUGGAUCAGAUGAACCUCCACCAUUGCCCCCGAAGACUGGAAGUAGAUUCGGGUUCCGGUCUGCUUCUUCGAUAUUUCCAUUGUCUUCCAAAGCGAAACGUCAAGCUGCGGCUGCUCAAUCCGAGCUCGACCAGCACAGGCGAUCACCCUCUCCACCGCCACGGAAUAAGCCAUCUCGAGUUUUUGGGACGACAGUAUCACACGAGGCCGAAGGAGAUUUGGAGAGGAAGCUGGAAAAGUUGCGGGAUAUGGGUUUCAGGGACGAGAAGAGGAAUGCGGCCGUUCUAAAGGGUCUAGGAGGGAAUCUUGAGAAAUCAAUUGAGACUCUCGUACGACUUGGAGAGGGACAAGCGCCUGUUCCGGUACCGAAGACUGGAAGUGAGAAUUCCGGACCUUCAUCUCGAUCGCGCACGCCUCUUAGUGCCACUGGGAAUGCUGGGAUAACGAUAAAUCGAACAAGAGAGAAAUCUCCUCCGAAAGCGCCACCAAAAUCGAACGAUCCAUGGGAGAUGCUUGAUGCCCCUCCUCCUCCCGCAAAACCUCAAUCCUCCCAGUCUACAGGUUCUAUGCAACCACAAAGUCCCAUGUUGAGUGGCAACCCUUAUCAGCAGUUCAAUAAUACCUCUAAUCCCUUUGGCCUUAUGCCGUCCCAAUCGCAAGUCAAUCUCAAUCAAGCGUUUCAAAAUAUGGCAGUUUCGAACUCGCAACCUUUGUUCCCAAACCACACUGGUGGAUUCCCAGGUCCUCAGCCUACACCUCAGCAGCAAAUGUACCAGCAUUCAGUCACUCCUCCGAUGCCUUCUGUACCGCAACAAUUUCAUUCCCAGACCAUAUACGAGAAUCCUGCGCAACAGCCUCAGCAGAACACAGGUUACAACCCAUUUAUGCAACAACAGACCACACGCCAGCAACAGCAGCAAACUCAGCAAUAUGCAGCUCCUAUUAAUACGAGCUUCCAAAGCAAUCCGUUUCUACAGCAAUCUUUGGGUGGGAGCCAGAGUGUGUAUAAUAGCCCGGUAGAACAAUCACCUUCUCAAUACCAGCAGUCGCCAUCCCAGUAUCAGCAAGGCGCCUUUCAUAGUUUCCAGAAUCAGCAGCAGACGCAAUCAAACCCUUUUCUCCAGAACCAGCAACCGCAACCCCAGCAACAACAAUACCAGCAGCAAGUUCAGCCGCAGCAAAAUUACCAGUUCCAACAACAACAGCAUUAUCAACAGUACCCACAACAAACUCAUCCUAUACUGCCUCAGCAAACUGGUAGAGCUGAUAAGCGCACCAUUUUGGACUUAUACAAUUAUCCUCAAUUGGCACCUCAGAUAUCAUCUGCGCCUUUACUUCAAAGUCCUCAGCAACAAAUGCAAGAUCCGAUGCAGAAUCAGAAUAUGACUAUACAACAGCAAUCGAAUACUCAACAGUCGCAGAACCAGCCUCAGCAGCAGCAGCAGAUGAAUCCUAGGAGUCCUACAUCUCCUGUAGGGAGCAACAAUCCGUUCAUGACAGGGGGAGCGUUGCAGAGCCCUGGUGUUGAUGUUCCUGGAAAACUUGUCUCAUUUGCAAAUACUGCACCGAAUGGAUCGAGACAUGUAAGUCACGAGAGUGUGAGUAUUGAAGCAGGAGGAUGGCAGAAUGGACGGCAUAGCCCCGAUGCCUGGGGUAACAUAACUGGAAGAUCUAUGCGGUAG